Molecule: messenger RNA, 879 nt
Organism: Pleurotus ostreatus (oyster mushroom)
Lineage: Eukaryota; Fungi; Basidiomycota; Agaricomycetes; Agaricales; Pleurotaceae
Exons: 2
Coding region: 1-879 (292 amino acids)
Source: RefSeq, a predicted model, not a curated record
AUGUCUGCGCAUCAGAAUGAGGAACUCUUUGAUGACCUCGAAAGCGUCGUGGCCGCAGCAGCGAGACCCCCGGUCAGAAAAUCUGACCACACUGCAGAGCUCGAUGCACGGGCGAAGGGGGAUGGUUGGAAGGUAGAAAUGUACCCACCGCUCCAACGACUGUGUGGCUAUAUCUUCAAUUACUCGCACGCGAGUGAACCCAAAGCGACGAGGAACAUCACGAUCGCUGCGAACAGGCAACUCAAGGGCGAAGUAUAUACAACCGGCUUUCCAAGCGUUUCGCCGGAUGGAACUGGAUCUUGCGUCCCAGAGUGUGACUCUUGGAUCGACGUGGACUGGCUCGUUGCGAUCAAAGCGAGGGAGGACCAAGGUGUUGUUGCGACAGGUACAACCAUCUCCGAAGUUGUCUUACAGGCCGCUGAUUAUGCUCGACUACCCCUGUCGUGUCGGUUUUUUCAGCUUUUCUCGGUUGCGCUUCUCGUUUUCGGGCCCAAGUUCAUGGUGGGUAUCUUCGACCGCGAUGGCGUAUCGCUUUCCCCUAUAUUCGACUUCUGCGACGGUGGAAUCGGUUUCAAAACGUUUAUCCGAGUGGUUCGUAGGCUUGUCAGCCCUCGCCUCUCGGAUGUUGAUCUCGGGCGCGACCCUACUGCUAUACCUCUGCGCGACUCGCCUGAUCUCCACAAUGAUAAUCGUAAUCUCGCAGUUACACUCGGUGUAUCUCCAGACUUCCCACCUUAUGCCCGAGGGAGCUCUCAACCAUGGAGCAUGGAGCAGCUUCUACGAAAUGGGUCCAUGAGGUGUGGGGGACAAUUGAUCCUCCCAUCUGGGUGCCUCUAUCCCUCAUUGGUCGGGGGGGACGAAUAUAUGGCGUGUGAUUAA